AUGGUUAUUGCACAAUUGUUCGAUUUCGACCCGAAUAGUUAGGUUAGAAAUUUUUUGUUGGAAAAUUUAUUGAAAUUUAUUAAAACUAUACUUACUGUUACUUUACAAAUAUGGCACAAAGUAAGCUGAACGACAUGGCGGGCAAAUUUGCCAAGGGUGGACCACCUGGUCUUAACGCCGGUCUGAAAGUAGCUGCAGUAAUAGGUGCGGCGGCUUAUGGCAUCUCGCAAUCAUUGUUUACCGUGGAAGGUGGUCAUCGGGCCAUCAUGUUCAACAGGAUAGGAGGUAUACAAAAUGACGUUAUGAGCGAGGGUAUGCACUUCCGAAUUCCUUGGUUCCAGUAUCCUAUCAUAUACGACAUCAGAUCUCGUCCUAGGAAGAUUUCAUCACCCACCGGUUCUAAGGAUUUGCAAAUGGUUAACAUCUCUUUGAGAGUACUAUCACGUCCAAACUCUAGCUCGCUCCCCACCAUGUACAGACAACUUGGCACCGACUAUGAUGAAAAAGUAUUGCCUUCCAUCUGUAAUGAAGUAUUAAAAUCAGUUGUUGCCAAGUUCAAUGCCUCCCAGUUGAUAACUCAGCGUCAGCAGGUCUCACUGUUGAUCAGGAGGGAGCUGGUGGAGCGUGCUGCUGACUUCAACAUAAUUUUGGAUGAUGUUUCCUUGACUGAAUUAAGUUUCGGUAAAGAAUACACUGCUGCUGUUGAAGCUAAGCAGGUAGCCCAACAAGAAGCUCAGCGUGCUGCUUUUGUUGUUGAAAGAGCAAAGCAAGAGCGUCAGCAGAAAAUUGUACAAGCUGAGGGAGAAGCUGAAGCUGCUGAAAUGUUGGGUAAGGCCAUGGGAAUGAACCCUGGUUACCUCAAGCUGCGUAAGAUUCGUGCUGCCCAAAGCAUCUCCAGAAUGAUUGCUCAAUCACAGAACCGUGUGUUCCUCCCGGGCAACAGCUUGAUGAUCAACCUGCAAGACCCCACCUUUGACGACCUUUCCGAGAAGCUGACUAAGAAGAAGUAACAUGAGGCUGAGAGUGUGUCAGCUGAAGGCCUGGAGCCAGCGACCACUCUUACAGAUGUUGAUGCUGCUGUUAUAAUAGGUGGAGCUGCUUCAGUUGUUGUUUAAGCAUUUUUCAAGACGAAUAACAUAAGCAUUAUAAAUUGUGUGAACAGUCAGCCUACUCACAAAAUAUACUAUUGCAUUUUACGUUAUUUAGUUGUAGGUUUAUAGUAUGUAUGGGAAUCUAAUUGAAAUAAAAAGGUUCAAAAUUAA
This is a messenger RNA of Trichoplusia ni (cabbage looper), 1262 nucleotides long. Its product is annotated as prohibitin-2-like. The record is from RefSeq and is a predicted model, not a curated record. Gene Ontology annotation, biological process: mitochondrion organization. NCBI's taxonomy places the organism in Eukaryota, Metazoa, Arthropoda, Insecta, Lepidoptera, Noctuidae. The transcript has a single exon. Gene Ontology annotation, cellular component: membrane; mitochondrion. Bases 111 to 1010 code for a protein of 299 amino acids.